Messenger RNA from Verticillium dahliae VdLs.17, 1209 nucleotides. RefSeq lists its product as uncharacterized. NCBI's taxonomy places the organism in Eukaryota, Fungi, Ascomycota, Sordariomycetes, Glomerellales, Plectosphaerellaceae. The coding region runs from base 1 to 1209 and encodes 402 amino acids. The transcript has 2 exons. The record is from RefSeq and is a predicted model, not a curated record.
AUGGCAGAACCAAUCGGGCUCGGUGCCAGCGUGCUCGCCUUCGUUACCUUGACUCUGAAGUCCGCCAAGGCGAUUCACGACGUUCUCUCUGCGGUCAGGGAAGAUCCGGACAGCGUACGCCGCCUCACGAGCGAGGUGACUUUUAUGGAAUCUAUCCUCAGGCGGUUAUCAAACUUCACAAGCCUGCAAAUCCAAACCAUCCCAGCGUCUGACGCUGAAGCCCUCGAAAAUCUCUUGAAAGGAUGCUUUGAUGAUCUAUCAAGCAUCUCUAGAGACCUUCAAGCUUUCGUCGUAUUUCCCAAGAUAAACACUGUGCGGCGUGCUUGGAAACGGCUCCGCGCUGCCAACAACGAGACGGAUAUAGUUCGCAUGACAGACAUGCUGAGGGGGCAGGCGUCCAAACUCCAACUCUACCUGACCAUUAUCCAAACCGAAACAGCGGCUGCCGAGUCAGCUAGUCGAACAGCAGAAGCGGCAGUUCAGGCCAUGCGAGGUGAUCAGCACACGGCCUCUUUGGCCCAGAUUGUGGGGAUGCUCACGGGCCUGCGCCCCCUGACAACAUGUGUUGACCAGAGCGAAAUCGUCGAAAGACUCGCGAGGCUUGCAAUGGAGGAUACGCGAACGGUUGAAGUCGAUGACUACGAAAGCAUCGUCGCCGACGUGCAGGAGCUUUUGAAGGCCACCUUGGACGAGAAGACGCCGCUGCAAGAGCCUGAAAAGAACACUUCGUGGCGAAAGGCGCUUGCUCCUGGCGAGUUUUCCGGGGAUGUUGGGCGCUUUCGAAAGCUGUUCGCUUUGGCUUCGCGUCUCAGCAUCAACGGUGGGUUUCACUAUACUAACUUUAGGGAGCUCAUGAAAUCGACACACGGCAAAUGCUCGCUUUCUAGUCAGGAGUAUACACAAACCAUCAACCUCAACAGUGGCGCGAUGUCGCUCUCCUUCUUGACUACCAAGAGUCGGUCCUCAGACUCUGCUUCCGAAACCUUCUCAGUGACAAAUAGGUUGAGCUACACAAGCUUCAACGCACGCCUCACUUUCCGACCACAUCGCACGCGAGGUUCGCUUGUCUUCCAAUUGGUUCAAAAGGGCAGCCUUGGUGAGCUCAAGUCACUGUUGGCCAGUGGCCAGGCCAACGUCCGGUCCCAGGACGAGGAUGGUCGUACUUUACUACAUGUGGGUACCAUGACUGCUUUGCCUUUUGAGUCUUGA